CCCCCGCUGCCCCUCCCCGUAUUUAUUAGGGGCGCCGCGGCGGAGGCGGAGGCCAGAGCCCGCAGCAGCCGCCCGGGGAGCCAGGACGGACCGACGGAGCCCGGCCAUGAACCCCAACUGCGCCCGCUGCGGCAAGAUCGUCUACCCCACCGAGAAGGUGAACUGCCUGGACAAGUUCUGGCAUAAAGCAUGUUUCCACUGCGAGACCUGCAAGAUGACCCUAAACAUGAAAAACUACAAGGGCUAUGAGAAGAAGCCGUAUUGCAAUGCACACUACCCGAAGCAGUCCUUCACCAUGGUGGCAGACACUCCAGAGAACCUGCGCCUAAAGCAGCAGAGCGAGCUUCAGAGCCAGAUUCGCUACAAGGAGGAUUUUGAGAAGAACAAAGGGAAGGGAUUCAGUGUGGUGGCUGACACCCCCGAGCUGCAGAGAAUCAAGAAGACUCAGGACCAGAUCAGCAAUAUCAAGUACCAUGAAGAGUUUGAGAAGAGCAGGAUGGGCCCAAGUGGUGGCGAGGGUGGCGAGAUGGAACGCAGGAACUCCCAGGAUGGUGCCAACUACAGGAGACCUAUGGAACAGCAUCAGCCGCCACCUCCUGUCCAGCCCAGCGGCCCUGCCUACCAGCAGCAGCAGCAGCCUCCAUCUCAGUCCUAUGGCUUCAAGGAGCCUGCAGCACCGGUCUCUACACAGCGUAAUGCCCCUUCUGGAGGAGGAGGAAAGCGGUUCCGCGCAGUCUAUGACUACAGCGCUGCUGAUGAAGACGAGGUCUCCUUCCAGGAUGGGGACACCAUCAUUAACGUGCAGCAGAUCGACGAUGGCUGGAUGUACGGCACGGUCGAGCGCACUGGGGACACCGGCAUGCUCCCUGCCAACUAUGUGGAGGCCAUCUAAGCCGUGGCCAACAGGGCGUGGAGUGACACCCAAGGCCCCCUGUCACGUCUCUCUCGCCCAGCAUCCCUUCUCCGCCGCGUUCUGCCAUUACUCCAUCAGAGCUGCACCCCUCGCCUAUCAGUACUCUGCAGCGGGCUCUGGUUUCUCUUGCCAAUUUAGCUUUGUUUUGUAGGUAUUAUAGCUCUGAGACUAGGUGGGAGACCUGUCCAGGGGCCACUCGGGCUGGCCCCAACAUUGCAGCUUUCCUCUUCUAAUCUCUUCACCCCAUCUUUCUGAAGGGGUGGGAGCCUAGCUACCAGGCGCAUGCCCUGUAUCUCCAGGGAAUAUGAGGGAAGCAACUGGAAUAGCUGCGAUCCUGAGCUAAGAAAGGAUCCCAGCUGACCCAUCUGAUAGGACCAAACCCAUCCAUCUCUGCUGGGGACCAAUCCAAGCAGCUGGAGGGGCAGCAAGGGACCAAUGACUAGGAUGUGUCCCCCUUAACAGCAAGUUGGGGGGGGUUAGUAGGGAUCCCCCUCUCUAGAGCCAUAAGUACCUCCCAACUGGAGGGAGGGGUUAGCUAGCACCAGGGAAGCCUGCAGGGAUCUCUCAUUGGGCCAUCCCCAGUCGCCUCUCCCACCUCAUCACCUCCGUUAAAUGUUUCCAUUCAGUCUUUUCCGCGUGCGCAGGCGCGCUCUCUCUCCCCCCCUUCCCCUUCCCCUUCCCAUUUUUUCGCUCUUAAAACUUCAUAUAAAGUCAAAACUUAAACAAAAAAUAUUAGUUCCAAAGAAUCUAAGAUCAAUCAAUUUUCAACUUUUUUUUUUAAAUCUUUUUCGCUCUGUUCCUCUAGAGUUUUCCUUGGCUGUUGGGCUGUGUCACUGCUUGCAGAGGUGCUGGGAUCCCCAGGGUCUGACUGGGACAGAGGCAGAAGUGGCAGGCAGUGGGGCUUUGGGGCUGUGGUCCUUCGAACAGGGUAGGGCUCUCAGAAGCAGCAUCGCACAGGCCUCGCCAUGCCCUGUGAGCUACCCUGGAUUGGGUCAACUCAUCUCAGGAUCAUCUCGACACUGUGUGGUGAUAGCUGCUGCACUGGGAGUGAGGAGUAGCCCAUGGGCUGCUUAUGCUUGAGGCUGGAUGAGCUGCUUGUGUUUGGGGAGAGGCAGAGGGUGAGUCCCUGCCUCCCCCAUGGUCAUCCAGGAUCUCCCAUGGGGGGGUGGGCAGGAAAGUGAUACCCAGAACCCCUCUAAAACCAAAUACCAUUCCAAUAGAGGGGAAGAGCUCGUACACCUUCCAAUCAGCUUCUACAUUUCACAGCAGCAAAUUCCUUGUGAUCCUUACAUAGAAGGGUUAUUUCUCACCUUGCUUAGCAGCUUUCAACCCAGGGUCACUGCUUACUCUCCCAUCCCCACUGCUGGAUCAACACUCUGUCUGCAUGGCUCUGGAGAGCAGUUCCUAGUCUCUAGUGCAGCACCCACUGCCCCCAUGGCUGUUUGGAGCCACUGACUGCUCAGUCUUUCAGCUUUCAUCCUAUGCCCAUGAACGAACUGAGCUGACCAUGGGAGAAAUUCUGCCACGAGUGGCUGGCGGAGAUGUCAUGGAAGAGGCGUGAGGUGUCUUGGGGUUUUUGAGGGGGCAAAGACCAGGGACUGGCUCUUCCAAGUUCUGGUUAGUUUCUGCUUUGCACUGGCAUGUACCUCGCUCAGCAGGAGCCACUACUGGGACUGUGGUUCUGGAGAGCAGAGAGGUAGAACAAACCUCCCCACACAACAGUCAGCCAACCCUCAGCUGGAUGGAGGAGAGGGAGCCAGCCAGCCAGUUUCAUCUGUGCCUUUCCCAGGGGCAGCAGGGCCAGUUCCAGUUCCAUUCCAGUUUGAGCUGAGAUGUUUACAGCCUUCUCUCUGUGGAGGGGGGAGAGUCAGUGGCAAAGGGACCAGGAAGGGCAAUGAGCAGAUACAUUCCGCCUCCACCUUCUCUGCAUUCUCACUGGGUCCAGGCUGGUGGUAGACAUUCCCAGCUGCUGCUGGCUUGGAUUACAUCAGGGACCAAAACUUCAAAGCACAUCCCCAACCCAAUGUUUUGGGCUCAGGGGCCACUAUAACUGGAAAUCUAUAUGCAAGGAAGAUGGUACUGUGUUGUCCUUGGUUAAGGAAGUUGGGCAUUGAGAAUAGCUAGCUAUGAAUCCUCCCAAGUUUCCCCAAUGGAUGAACUCUGUUGCCCUCUCUACCUUGGCAUGCUAAGACCCACUCCCUGGUGCCUUUCUCCCUCUCAACUGGAAUUCCAUGUAGCAUGACUGCCCUCGUUAUCCCAGGGGAGUCUGACCUGAUGGUGCAUUACAGGGGAGGCUCUUUAAGGUGCAUCCAGUGAGGUGGUCUGUAAGUUCUAAGCAGACAGGCCUGGCUAAAUGUUCUGUAAUUUUUUUAUUGAGUUUUGAUAUCUGGCUUUAAGAGUCAAUGUGGGGACUAAGCUGAGAAGCGUAUCAGUUUGAGUCUUCCUGAUGGGUGCCCCUUUCUCACUGAGCGCACCGGAGACCUCUGCUUGUUCCCAGUGCACUGUUCCAGGUUUAUCCCUCUGUACACUUACACUUCUGCUCCGUACACUCUUACCUUGGUGCUGCCCUUUCAGGGGAAGGGAGAAACAGGCUAUUAGGUUCUUAAAAUGGGGAAGCCACCCCUGAAAUAUGGAAGACAACUCCACACAUGGCCUCCUCUUUCUCAUGACCUCGUUUCACUUCCAGAAGCACAAUGAAGAGGCAGAAUGGUGCUUAAGGGACACUGAAUUGAAGGUGAAAUGUUUGCAUGAGGGCCUAAGGGGUGGGUGGCAGAAGCGAGCCCUGAAACGUCACUUCGUAGUCUCUCUGGUAGUUGCUAUAGUGCUGAAGCUUGUGUGGGCAAGAGGGUCUCUGGUCUCCUGUCCCCAGAUCAAUGUACUGUACUAAAAGGGUUGAUGAGCUGUUUCAUCCCACUGGAUGAGCCAGCUAGCAGCAGGCUGGUGGAUAAUGGUGAACCUUCUGUUUUUAACCAGCUUUCCUACUCAUCUGUGGGAGACUUGGGAGUGGCGUGGGUGAAAGGGGAUGCAAUCAGCCUUGGGCAGAGCAUAAAAGUGACAGCAAUGGGCUGUAGGGAAUCAAAAUCCUUGUGGUGCUGAAACAUGUGAGCACAAGAACUGGAGGAAUGGAGAGGUGCACAUUCCUGAUCCCUGAUACUCUGUUCUUAGAGCCCGUUGUCUGGGGAGGGGGGGGGAAGUAAAAAUGUGAAUAAACCUUUUUUUUUUUUUUUAAUGGACCAAAUAAAAACACAGGAAACUAAGUUUGGGCUUAACUUUUUUUAAUGCUACCUUGAAACCCUCUUGUACCUCCCGUUUCUCCUACCUUCCCCCCUCCCCUUUUUUUCUUCUGCCAUGGAAAACAGACAUCUUACUGCUUGAUUUCUGCCUUCUCUCUGACUUGUGCACUUUUUUGCCUUUUUUUCAUAGCUGAAAAAGUACCUAAACCUGUAUUUAAAUAAGUAAAAUCUUU
This is a messenger RNA of Dermochelys coriacea (leatherback sea turtle), 4379 nucleotides long. RefSeq names its product LIM and SH3 protein 1 (gene LASP1). The coding region runs from base 107 to 892 and encodes 261 amino acids. Gene Ontology annotation, molecular function: actin filament binding. The transcript is spliced from 7 exons. Gene Ontology annotation, cellular component: focal adhesion. The record is from RefSeq and is a predicted model, not a curated record. NCBI's taxonomy places the organism in Eukaryota, Metazoa, Chordata, Testudines, Dermochelyidae.